AUGUUCAUUUAUCAAUUGGACACAGUGGCCGAAACAGAAUGGAACACGAGUUGCGAAUCAUGUCAAAAAAAAGGAAGCAAAGCCAAGAAAGGGUUGGUGGUAAAACCAAUUAUAUCUUCUGAGAUGAAUUCUCGCUGUCAGAUUGACCUAAUAGAUAUGCAAGCACAAUCGGAUGAUAUUUUCACAACAUUCGGAGCACCAUCAAUUUUACAGUCGGGUAGUGGUCGAGAAUUUGCAAAUAAAGUUGUAACUGAAAUAUGUGCGAUGUGGCCAGAACUUAAAAUAGUUCAUGGAAAACCUCGUCACAGAUUGAGCCAGGGUUCAGUUGAACGAGAUAACCAGGAUAUUGCAAAUAUGCUUGCUACUUGGUUGACAGAUAACCGUACUAAAAAAUGGAGUGAGGAGUUAAAAUUAAAAUCGGGUUAA
Messenger RNA from Metopolophium dirhodum (rose-grain aphid), 426 nucleotides. RefSeq names its product KRAB-A domain-containing protein 2-like. The record is from RefSeq and is a predicted model, not a curated record. Gene Ontology annotation, molecular function: nucleic acid binding. The transcript is spliced from 3 exons. Lineage: Eukaryota; Metazoa; Arthropoda; Insecta; Hemiptera; Aphididae. The coding region runs from base 1 to 426 and encodes 141 amino acids.